Messenger RNA from Oryza sativa Japonica Group (Japanese rice), 2046 nucleotides. Its product is annotated as ent-cassadiene hydroxylase-like. Lineage: Eukaryota; Viridiplantae; Streptophyta; Magnoliopsida; Poales; Poaceae. The record is from RefSeq and is a predicted model, not a curated record. Gene Ontology annotation, molecular function: iron ion binding; heme binding; monooxygenase activity.
CUAGUGGCUACCAGCCUACUAGUACAGCACAUCGAUCCUACGGGCAUGGAGGACAAGGUGUUGCUCGCUGUGGGCGCAUCCCUUGUGUUGGUCUUCCUGUCCAAGCUGAUAUCAUCAUAUGCCAAGAAGCCGAGACUGAACCUGCCGCCGGGGCCAUGGACGCUGCCGCUGAUCGGCAGCGCCCACCACCUCGUGUCCUGGAGCGAGAGCGUGCACAGCGUCAUCGGGAAGCUGGCCCGGGAGCACGGCCCCGUCAUGCAGCUCUGGUUAGGCGAGGUGCCCACGGUGGUCGCGUCGUCGCCGGAGGCGGCGCAGGAGAUCCUCAGGGACCACGACCUCAUCUUCGCCGACCGCCACUUGACCAGCACCACGGCGGCUAUCACCUUCGGUGGCACGGACGUGGUGAUGGCCCAGUACGGCGAGCGGUGGCGCCACCUCCGCAAGCUGCUCACGCAGGAGCUGCUGACCGUGGCGCGGGUGCGGUCAUUCCGGCGCGUCCGCGAAGAGGAGGUGGCGCGGCUCGUGCGCGACCUGUCGGCCGCCGCAGCGUCCGGCGCCACCGUGAACCUUACCGACAUGGUGAACAGGUUGGUCAACGACACCGUGCUCCGGUGCUCCGUCGGGAGCCGGUGCAAGUACCGUGAAGAGUUCCUGGCCGCGCUGCACGCCAUACUACACCAGACGUCGGCGCUCAGCGUCGCCGACCUCUUCCCGUCCUCCAAGCUCGCGUCGAUGGUCGCGACAGGGCCACGGAACGUUCUCGCGAACCGCAACAAAGUGGAGCGCAUCAUAGAGGAGAUCAUCCAAGAACGGAAGAACCAAAUCGAAACGGACAUGAUGAGCGGCAACGACGACGUUGGCGAUAAGGCGGCGGUGGAGAGCAAGUCAUGCUCUCUCGACGUGUUGCUCAGGCUCCAGAAGGAAGGCGGCACGCCAAUUCCAAUUACAAACCAAGUUAUCACCGUUCUUUUAUGGGACAUGUUUGGGGCUGGCACGGAUACGUCGUCUACAACACUGAUUUGGACCAUGGCAGAGCUCAUGCGCUCCCCAAGAGUAAUGGCAAAGGUGCAGGCUGAGAUGCGGCAAGCCUUCCAAGGGAAAAACACCAUAACUGAAGAUGAUCUUGCCCAACUAAGCUAUCUAAAGAUGGUAUUAAAGGAAUCGUUUCGAUUACAUUGCCCAGUGCCGCUAUUGUCCCCUCGCAAGUGCCGUGAGACAUGUAAGAUCAUGGGCUAUGAUGUACCCAAAGGUACAUCUGUAUUUGUGAAUGUGUGGGCAAUAUGCAGGGAUAGUAUGUAUUGGAAGAAUGCCGAGGAGUUCAAGCCAGAGAGAUUUGAAGAUAAUGAUAUAGAACUUAAAGGGAGUAAUUUUAAGUUUCUUCCAUUUGGCUCUGGUCGUAGAAUAUGUCCUGGGAUAAAUCUUGGGUGGGCCAACAUGGAAUUUGCCUUGGCUAAUCUUCUCUACCAUUUUGAUUGGAAUCUGCCCGAUGGAAUGUUGCACAAAGAUCUUGAUAUGCAGGAGUCGCCCGGUCUUGUUGCUGCUAAAUGCUCUGACCUAAAUGUGUGUCCAGUUACUCACAUUUCUUCGAGCUGUGCGUAAAUGCCAGUGUAACACAAUGCAUCUUCAAAAAGAUCAGAACAGCGCCCAUAGUAUAUGUAUGUACUGCCAGAUAUAUAUAUGGGGUUGGUAUAUAUGUGUGCUGUUAGAUAUGGGGUCUUCGCGAUUUCAAGAUAACUUAUGUACCUGAGCAGAAAAAACAUAUUGAGCCUACUUAUGUACGUACUUAUGCUCUUAAUAAUUGUACUGCCAAUGAAAUAAUUAAGUGUGUAUCUUGUACAUAUAAAAUACUAGGUGACCCGUAAAAUUACAUCCUAUUAAGUACUUGCAUAUCUGUAUAUUUGUCCACUACAAGGGAUUAGGCUUUCAGUGAUGAACUCUAGUGAUGAAACCCUCACUUCUCUCACUAGUAAGUGGUUGUAUAGUGACAAAUUAUUUUGCUGUCACCAUUGGACGGAUAUCUAGUGACAAACUGUUCUGCCAUCACAA